Messenger RNA from Cutaneotrichosporon oleaginosum, 855 nucleotides. The record is from RefSeq and is a predicted model, not a curated record. NCBI's taxonomy places the organism in Eukaryota, Fungi, Basidiomycota, Tremellomycetes, Trichosporonales, Trichosporonaceae.
CCACAGUCCAGCAACCACACAUCGACCUCCAUCUACCACAACCACCGCCAUGUUCAAAAAGUUCAGCGUAAAGGAGGACGUGUCUGGCUCGACGUCGCUCAAGUCGUCCGUGCAGCGCCACGUGCGCAACAGCUUGCUGGAGCAGCUCCCUCUCCUGUCGCAACCAGCUUACAAGGAAGGCGGAGAGACGGCGGCUCCACCAGCCGAGCCUGCCCCCGCUCCAGCCGCUGAGCCAGAGGAGGAGGAGGAGCCAGUGAAGGGCAAGGGCAAGGGCGGCAAGGGCGGCAAGAAGGGGGGCAAGGGCGGCAAGAAGGCGAAGAAGGAGGAGGUGCCGGCCCCCGCGGAAGACAAGGAGAUGCAGGUCCUCGACGAGCUGUGGCCCAAGAACGAGCCGCUCGGCAUCACCAAGUGCCACGAACGGAUAAACAUCUACACGGUCAGCUCGGUGCCCAUCUUCUUCAACCACUUCGACGGGCCGUUCAUGCCCACGCUGCGCGUGCUGCACCGCUACCCCGCGCUGCUGCCGCACGUGCAGAUUGACCGCGGCGCCAUCAAGUUUUUGCUUGCCGGCGCGCACAUGAUGGCCCCGGGGUUGCUGAGCAAGGGUGGCGUGCUGCCCGACGGGCUGGCAAAGGACGCCAUCGUCGCCAUCCACGCCGAGGGCAAAGAGCAUGCGUGCGGUAUCGGGCGAAUGAGCGCGAGCUCGGAAGAGAUCCGCAAGGCGGGCAAGGGUGUGGCCGUCGAGGUCGUGUGCUGGGUUGGUGACGACUUCUGGAAGCUCAAGGAGAUCGGCCUGUAGGCGUCAUAGAGUCGAGAUAUAGUCGAGCAUGGCAUGCGAUUCGGUCUCACCGAUAC